This is a messenger RNA of Orycteropus afer afer, 237 nucleotides long. The record is from RefSeq and is a predicted model, not a curated record. NCBI's taxonomy places the organism in Eukaryota, Metazoa, Chordata, Mammalia, Tubulidentata, Orycteropodidae.
AUGACAACUGCUAAGGAGAUUUACAUUGGAGUUGGUAUAUUUGCUGCAGUGCUACUCAGUAUUUUGGUUGUCAUGAUUGUCAAAAGGUAUUUAUACAUGAGAAAUAAGCUGCAGCAACAAAGAGUCGUUCCAUUUAAUGUCACUAAAAUCGGAGCUUUACGAAGUGCAGUUGAAGAGCAUGUCCGAGCAGAAGACAAUGUCUAUAUUAUUGAAGCAAAUCUUUACAUCGUGGAUUAA